GCGCUGUCAGAACUGGAUUGGGCCGCGGCGAGGACGGAAGCAGCCCAAGGGCCGGAGCGACUGGAGCCGGGCCGGGGCGAUGUGGAGCGCGGGCCGCGGCGAGUCUGCCGGGCCGGUGCUGUUGGGGCUGCUGCUGGCGCUCUUAGUGCCGGGCGGUAGUGCUGCCAAGACUGGCGCGGGGCUCGUGACCUGCGGGUCGGUGCUGAAGCUGCUCAAUACGCACCACCGGGUGCGGCUGCACUCGCACGACAUCAAAUACGGAUCCGGCAGCGGCCAGCAAUCGGUGACCGGCGUGGAGGCGUCGGACGACGCCAAUAGCUACUGGCGGAUCCGCGGCGGUUCGGAAGGCGGGUGCCCGCGUGGGUCCCCGGUGCGCUGCGGGCAGGCAGUGCGGCUCACGCAUGUGCUUACAGGCAAGAACCUACACACGCACCACUUCCCGUCACCGCUGUCCAACAACCAGGAGGUGAGUGCCUUUGGGGAAGACGGCGAGGGUGACGACCUAGACCUAUGGACAGUGCGCUGCUCUGGACAGCACUGGGAGCGUGAAGCUGCUGUGCGCUUCCAGCACGUGGGCACCUCUGUGUUCCUGUCAGUCACGGGUGAGCAGUAUGGAAGCCCCAUCCGUGGGCAGCAUGAGGUCCACGGCAUGCCCAGUGCCAACACGCACAAUACGUGGAAGGCCAUGGAAGGCAUCUUCAUCAAGCCUAGUGUGGAGCCCUCUGCAGGUCACGAUGAACUCUGAGUGUGGGAUGGAUGGAUGGGUGGAUAGAAGGUGGCAGGUGGGGUGUCUGCAGGGCCACUCUUGGCAGAGACUUUGGGUUUGUAGGGGUCCUCAAGUGCCUUUGUGAUUAAAGAAUGUUGGUCUAUGA
This is a messenger RNA of Cercocebus atys (sooty mangabey), 872 nucleotides long. It is a transcript of the gene SDF2L1, whose product is annotated as stromal cell-derived factor 2-like 1. The transcript has 3 exons. Lineage: Eukaryota; Metazoa; Chordata; Mammalia; Primates; Cercopithecidae. The record is from RefSeq and is a predicted model, not a curated record. The coding region runs from base 80 to 745 and encodes 221 amino acids.